AUGAAUCCCCAUGUUUCCUGCCUCUCCGAAGAAGAUAUUGGCUCGAUGAACCCGAAAUCGACAGUCGCGAGCUCUAUUUCUUGCGCCGACCUGUAUAUUGACGUCCAGCAGCAUCCUGGUCUGGACGCCUUCACAGAUCCAGCUCAAGGCGAUGAUCGCUCUGCUCAUGAUUUCAUUCUGAAUAUCUACGAUGAACGAACUCGAAAUCGGGCCGAACGAGGGCUGGGGAUGAACGUUGCGUGCGCUCGUCAGCAUCGCAGCUUCUACUUCUCUGUUGCACUGUCUGGAUCACGCGCCCGGCUUAUCCGCUGGGACCGUGCUGGAAUGAUCGUCUCAGAAUCGGUCGACCUGCAUCAUGAUGCGCAGCCUAUCUGCGAAUUCCUGUGGCGGUACGCCCACGCCUCGCAAUCACAGCGUGGCCACGAUCCUACUGUUCAGCCUGCGACGAAGGAGGAAGAGAAGCUCUUCAGAGAAUCAAUCAAACGCCACGUCAAGUCCCAGCUUGGUCUUAGGGACCAGACCACGCUGGCGGCUGCCAUGGCGGAACACUUACCAGCCAGGAAUUGUGGCUGCUGUUACCAUAGUCAACAACAGUUCUGA
Sparassis crispa is the source of this 600-nucleotide messenger RNA. RefSeq lists its product as hypothetical. The transcript has a single exon. The record is from RefSeq and is a predicted model, not a curated record. Lineage: Eukaryota; Fungi; Basidiomycota; Agaricomycetes; Polyporales; Sparassidaceae. Bases 1 to 600 code for a protein of 199 amino acids.